GUAACGUGACGUUACAAAUUCUCCCGCGUCUGCCGUGAAUGAGGCGAUUGAACCCGGAAACGGCCGAAGGGCCUCGAGGGUGUCAAUCGCCGAAUUCGCGAACAGACGCGACACUUGUUGUUAGACCACGACACUUAUCUCGUCAUUUCCCUCAAUUAUAUAUCUCGCUCGUGAUUCCGUGUGUGAUUUUCCUUCGCUGUAAGUUCGACUGCCGUCCAGUGUUUUGGAUUAUCGACAUUCAAAAUGAACCGAAUCCACUUGAACACAGAAGGAACAAAAAAAACUACGUUAGAAGGAAUUACCACAGAGAUAAAUAAAAUGCAAGAGAAAAUUAACAAAAUUACAACAAAAAUGAACAAAUACAAGAACAAAUAUAACGAGCUGGAGGAUAAACGACAAGAAUUAAAAAAUCAAAUUAAUAGAUUAAACAUUUGGAAAAUAAAUAUAAAUAAACCUCUAAACAACAACAGCAGCGAAGAAGAAUCGAGUUCAGAACCGGAGACGGUAGUAGAAAAUAUAACCAACCAAGAAAGCCACAAGGAGAAAAUCGACUACGAAAUAAGGGAGGAGGAAACAAAGGAAGAAGAUAACAUGGAGAUGAUCGACUUCAGCAAACACGAAUACUCAAAAGAAAAGGAAAAAGAAGUAUUCCUCGGCAAGCUUCGCUGGCGCUGCGACCGCCGUAAAAAAUUAGAGGAAAAUGUAGAAGAGAGGAGGCUACAGGAAGAAGAAUGGACGAGAUUAAGAGAAGAUAACAAGAUAGAAAUCGAAAAACUAUUUGAAAUCUCAACAACAAAAAUAAUAAGGAAGAUAAUAUCACCACGAAUUUAA
Leptopilina heterotoma is the source of this 831-nucleotide messenger RNA. Its product is annotated as probable E3 ubiquitin-protein ligase bre1. The coding region runs from base 244 to 831 and encodes 195 amino acids. The record is from RefSeq and is a predicted model, not a curated record. The transcript has 2 exons. NCBI's taxonomy places the organism in Eukaryota, Metazoa, Arthropoda, Insecta, Hymenoptera, Figitidae.